GGAUGGCAUUCAAUUCAAAAUAUUUUCUCAUUUUGGGAGACGAAUCAAAUAUAAAUUCACAUGAAACUUCCGGGGAAGAAAAUAUGUUAGUUUAUAAUGAUUUUAAAGUUGUUAGUCAGGUGUUGAAAAAAUAUAAAUCAGCAAGAUUUAAAGUAUUUGACAGCGAAGAAAAAGCAAAACAUUAUGCUAAACAUUUUUAUCAUAAACUAAAAAAAUCACAUAAUAUAUUAACUGAAAAUGCAAAUUUAGAAUCAAAUUUAUUAACCAAAAAUUUGCCUAAACCACAAAAUAUAGAUUAUUUGUCUGCAAAUAUUGCAGAAAACUUGGAAACCCCAAAUAAAAAAAAUUAUAAACUAGUUGAUAUAUCAAAUACAACAAGAUCUGAUGGUGAAAAACCUCUUCCCUUUAAAGCUCCUUCAACUACUCAAAUUAGUCAAUUUAGAAGUUUUUUAAAUUCAGAUAAUGUGAAAGAAAUACUUAAUCUACUUCAACUAAAUCCACGAUUAUUGAUAUCUCAUGGUGAUAAUCCUGUUAUUUUACAAGAAGGUGCCAGGUAUCAUGCCUUACACUUUUGUGCUCGGAAAUGUACUUAUGAGUCCUUUCAAAUCUGUUCAAUGAUUCUGAAGUUUUUAAAUGAUGAUUCUUACUAUUUACGACUUUACCCAGAAGAUGGCACUGAAAGCUUAGGGAGAAGAAAAGAAUUUUUAACCGAUCUGUACUUGAACAUUCCAGAUAAAUUACUGUUCGAAACACCCUUGCAUAUGGCGUCCAAAUUCGGAAAUACGAUGAUAGUCAAAUUACUCGUAUCUCAUCCCUUGAUCGAUAAAAGUUGCGUUAAUAAAGAAAGUUUUACCAGUUAUCAGGUUAUAUGUGACAGGUAUACUGGUAAUGACAAACCCAAAGUCUUACAAAUGAUCAAGGAUUUGCUGGAAGAUCCUUAUUACGUACCAGUUAUACGAGAUGACGUAGGCUCUGUACCAUUUUUCAUUACCUCUCAUGGCAUGUACAAUGCCGAGAUAGAAUGUUCUCAAUGGUUAACCAAUAAUCCGUCCCCCGUAAUUGGCAAGCCUUUCCAUUUUCGCGAUAAAAUGCCAAACGAAACAUCUCACGAUAGACAAAAUGAGAUUCAGCUUAGAAACAAUCACAGAUUUCACUGUAGAGACCACGUUUUUCGUGAAUCUCAAGUCAGUAGUCGCAAAAAAAUAAUCUUCGACCAAGAGGAAAUAUUAUUAACUAGUCAUUUUUCUACUCAUCUUAAUUCCAGCAAUUCAAUUUUGAAUAAUAGUCAAACGAAUACUGAUUUUUCCUUUCUAAAAAUCGAUGCUUUGGCUGGGCCUAUGCCUUACUCCAAAGCACUUGAAUUUUAUAACGUUUGGAACAAGACUCGGAAGGAUAGUUACAGCAAAAAAUCCUCUAUUAAAAGUUCAAAUAUGUUAUCGGAUAAGUCAAAUUCGUCCAUUCUCUCUUCCUGUAUCACCACAUCUCUAGACAUUACUCUUAAAGAUCCGGAGAAAGGUUUAGAAAUACAUGGUAGAUCAAUUGCAAAAUCCAUGAACGUCCCAUGGGCAGAAAGAUGGGAUUUUUUGAAUUUUCAAAAUUUUGAUUAUCCUUCUGCAAGCUAUAAUGACGUUAGUCUCUAUAGCGACUCUAUAUCCGAAAGUCAAGGUUCCCAUAUAUCUACAACCGACAUUGCUACUAAUGAUGGAAGCCAGUCGCUCUUUAAUACGUUGCCUGAAAAAUUGAAGUUGGAGGAUAUCGCAUCGCCCAAAGGAUUGAUGAAAUUCGAAAAUUACCUCAAGCAUGUUGAAACGAUGAUUGCUCUCGAUAAAUCCAGCCAAGGGGAUGAGUUUGAUAAGCAUGAUUUUUUAGACGGAUUUUCUUUGUUAUCAUCAUCCUUCAAUUCUUAUGAUAACGAACAACCUCUAUUGUUUCCUACCAAAAGCGACUUUAAAACUUUUUCUGACUCAAAUUUUAUCCAUAGAUUACUUAAUAAUCAUGAACAAUUCGAUACCUGGAGGGGUAGCAGUCAUGAGGACGUGGAGGAAAAAGAUAUAGAGGAGCCUUCUUUAAAUUUCUUGAAUUCUUUGAAACAAAUCGACUUGGAAAGUCAGGAAACAACCAAUAAUAAACCUCAAGUCUCCGAUUUAGAUAUUGCUUUGACUGAUAAUGAUUUUAAGGUGGGCGAUGCCUUAAAAAACUCCUCUGAACGAACCCCCCGCGAAGCAACCAGUGGCGAUAUUCUUGAAACAUCUCUUUGCUCUGAUUUUGAAAAAUUGUCUCUUGCCAACGGUAUUAUCCAAACAGCACCUUCCAGUACCAAUGGCAAUGAUAGCAAACAGUGUUUAAAGACCACUUAUAGUGCAAGAUCAUUCGUGUCUCCUCUAAAAAGAAGAAUUUCCAAGCUUUUGCCAUUUAAAUUAAUUAUUGAUGAUGAGAGCCAAAAUACCUUAAAAAAUCGAGAUAACCACAUGCUACCAAAAUGCGAAAUAGAAUUCAGGAACAAAACCAGAGAUGGAAGCCCCACUAAGAAGAUCAUUUUAUCGACUGACCGUGGAUCGUUUAAAGCAACCAUAGGUAGCGGGAUCUCUUCCAUAAUCACUUCUUCUUCCAAACGCAUUUUUAAUUCUUUAACACUCAAUCGAUUCUCGACUGCUAAUAGUUCACCCGUAGAUUUUAAAGAUGACGAGCCACAAUCGUCGAGUAGCGAAGAAGCCUUUUAUACUCCAUCCCAAUCUCCUACCCAAUCCCUGAUUUCUAAUAUCCCAACUUAUGAGUCAUCAAAUAUGUUUAUGGUGUCAUCAACACCUUUUGCUGGUGACAAGUUAUCGACAAUGAAACCUGCAAAAACUAUGUACAUUAAAGGGGGGAGUUCGCCGUCAAAAUUGGAUUAUGACGUUUUCAGAUGUUUUAACACAACUGGGGAUGUUGAAAUUGACCCUUUAAAAUUUCCCACCGUUUUUAAAUGGUUUCAAUCAUUGCGCAGGAAUUCUUAACUAUAAACUAACAAUCCAAUCUAAUCAUGAAUCAUUUUAAAAUUUUACCUAGC
Gordionus sp. m RMFG-2023 is the source of this 3046-nucleotide messenger RNA. RefSeq lists its product as uncharacterized. The coding region runs from base 3 to 2993 and encodes 996 amino acids. The transcript is spliced from 12 exons. Gene Ontology annotation, molecular function: protein binding. The record is from RefSeq and is a predicted model, not a curated record. Lineage: Eukaryota; Metazoa; Nematomorpha; Gordioida; Chordodea; Parachordodidae.